Messenger RNA from Spinacia oleracea (spinach), 14999 nucleotides. RefSeq lists its product as uncharacterized. Gene Ontology annotation, cellular component: ubiquitin ligase complex; nucleus; cytosol. The coding region runs from base 51 to 1703 and encodes 550 amino acids. Gene Ontology annotation, biological process: protein autoubiquitination; proteasome-mediated ubiquitin-dependent protein catabolic process; protein polyubiquitination. The transcript is spliced from 9 exons. Gene Ontology annotation, molecular function: ubiquitin conjugating enzyme binding; cyclin binding; ubiquitin protein ligase activity. The record is from RefSeq and is a predicted model, not a curated record. NCBI's taxonomy places the organism in Eukaryota, Viridiplantae, Streptophyta, Magnoliopsida, Caryophyllales, Amaranthaceae.
CAUCAGUGAAGCACAAGCAGCAAGAAUUGAAGGCGGGAGAACCAAAAAAAAUGUCGCCAGAAAACUCAAACCCUAGAAAAUGGCGAUACACUUGGGAAGCUCAAUCUCACAUCCCUCUCCUCAAACUCUUCAUCUUCUCCCCAGAAAUCAAUCUAAUCAGUCAUUGCAAUGAUCUCCAUGUCAACUUGAAGUUCGAAAAAUCACUCCUCAUUUUAACCUGGAAACACGAAAAAUCCCCAAACCUGGUCACUCUUCUCGUUCCGUUACCUAGGGUUUUAGUCGACCUCGAUUCUCCGCUCAAUUCCAGGGUUUUCGAAGAUCAUAUUCAAGUUAAGAUUCCGUUGCUACUUUCUGUUGAUCAUCCUAUUGUUUCCAGCUUUAUUUCUGAGCUUAAUUCUGGAGAUGAAUUUGGCGCCUGUAAUUCAUCCAAUGGAUUUCUCGAGCCGCUUUCAAUGGAUUCCGAUUUCAAGGCUUUGUCUUCUAAAGGAGAUGUUGACUUCUAUUGCAGAAACUGCGCAUUUAAGUUGACUAACCGCUCUGUUAGGUGUUUGGUGGACCUGCCUUCUGUUAACUGGACUGAUGUAGCAGAUAAUUGGUUCGGGACUUGCUGCUGUUCAUUUGGAGGGAUAAGUGAGAAACUUGUGGACAAGUAUGUCAAAUCCUAUAGGUGUGCAGAGGGAACAUGCUUGUUAACCGUUGCAUCUGUCAUUCUUUGCAAGGAUGACAUUUCAGGAUUUAAUCCUCAAAAGGCAGAUAUGAUUAGAAGUGCUGAGAACAUGUUGUUGAGUGAUAUUGCUGAUAAUUGUUACAAAACUGGUGCAAGUGUAUCUGCUGAAGCUCCCUUAUUGCAUGAUUCUGCCGCAAAACUUGGCUCAGAACACUUUCUAGAAUUGAACAAAGAAUCCACAGAACCUGAUGAAGACCACGAAGAGAAGCCGACUUGUGCUCCUCCUAGAGCUGAUUCCACUAAAGAUGCUGAAACAGCCCAUGGCUGUUGUGAACACAAUGCAUUAAACCCUUCCGUAAAGGACCAACCUGUUAGCGGACCUAUUGAUCUUCAAGCUGACCAGAAGUCAUUUCUUAACUGCUAUCUUGGAAAUGCCUUUUUAUUUAGAUUAGAUGGCCUUUCAAAAGCUAUUGAAUGGAUUGAUUUCGCAUGUCCUCAGUGCUCGUGUACUCUAGGGGCAUACCCAUGUAGCGAUGGUUGUGAACCACUAGACGGUGGCAUUAGACUGCUUAAAUGUAACAUCUCGAUUUCUCCUUCAGAGUUAUCAGAUGACUUGUUCAGUAAGUAUACAUUGGAGAGAAUGUUCACUUGCCAACUCCUGGAAAGUGCUAAAGAUGAACUGUCCUUCCGCUCUGUGGUUAAGGACGUGAAGACAAAAUCUUCCAUGAUGCACGUACUUCUACUUAAUCCGAGUUCAUGGUGCUGUACUGGUUGUUGCUCAGAAGGUACUGCUGAACCAACUGUAAAGAUCAAUCUGCACCCUGUUGUCAAGGUGCUUUUUUCUCAUUGCGAUGACAAUCCGGACUCUAAAUCCAGAAUGGAUCAAGAUUGGGAAACGAAAAACCGAGCUGAUGAGAUCUAUAUGUUGAGUCAUGUGAUUAAGGAGCUUGUGAAGUCCAUCGAGGAAGCGACAGGCAACUUUCCGCCUUCUUGUAGCUCAUCCCCGGGCUUUCUGUUGUCCUCCAUCCCUAGAUAAUCCUCAUCUGGCUGGAUAUUCUGUUUUGCUGAUUCAUGAUGCCUAACAAGAAAAAACAGUAAAGAAAACAGAGGUGCUGAUGCAUUAAAUCAAGGAAAAUAGGGUUGCUGAUGCAUUAAAUCAAGGAAAACAGGGGUAGCUGAAUGCUGAAUUGCUGAUGCAGUACAAAGAUAUACAUAGCAAGGAGUAUUAUUCUUAAUGGCUACCAGGUAGCUUUUCUUUAAUCUUGUCCAUAAUUCCUUUCUUCUCAGUCUGUUCAUAGCCACUGUGACGGCCUUGUGGAUCGUACCCUGGAGUUGUCGUAGCUCCAUAUUCGGUUUUCUUAUGGCCACCACCAGGUAGUUUCUCCUUAAUCUUCUCCCUCAGUCCCUUCUUCUUCCUUCUACCCCCUAGCCCGUCAUCCUCUGACUGCAAUUUUCAAUUUUCAUCAUUUUUAGUAAGUACAACAUGUCAUUUCAUUUGAACCAAAAAAAAUAAAAAAAAUAAUAAUAGUGUAUAAAACAAAAAGCAAGAAAUGUGUAAAAAGGUUACCGUUUUAUGAGUGUAAAAAAAAAAAAAUCAAACAAAAGAAAGUGAAGGGAAAGUGUUAAUGGCUUAAUGCUACGCGAUGGGAGGGUAAGAUAGUAAAAUUAAAAUAAAAACACAAUGUAGAGAACAUUACUUAUUCCGUUUAUUUGUUAAAAAUUACAAAACUGAAAAAAUGAAAAAAAAUUUAAUAUCCCAAUAGAAAAGUACGAAAAGGAAAAUGGUAAAAAGUGUAAAAGAUUAAAUAACUCAAUGAAUUUAAUUGAUUAAAAUAAUUCUUAAACACAAAUUUUAAUACAAUAUUAAAAUAUUUAUGUGAUAAAUAAAAGGAAAUGUAAAACAUCCAAAAAAAACUUAGAACAAAAGGAAAGAUUAAAUAACUCGAUAAAUUUAAUAGAUUAAAAUGAUCGUUGAAUAUAAAUUUUGAUAGUAUAUUAAAAUAUUUACGUGGUAAUAUAAAAAUAUAUAAUUAACAUUUUGAAAAAAAAGUAAAGAAAAUAAUAAACGGAGGGAGUAUAAAACAAGCUAAAAAACCCGUAAAUAUCAUUUCAAAACGAACUUAGUAAAAAGAAAAAUAAAAGAAAAGUGUUAAUAAACUAUAUGGGAGGGGUAAGAUAAUAAAAUUAUAUCCAAAAAUAAACUAAAACACAAUCUAAGAUAACAUUGGGAAACAUGCUAAAAACAAAAAACGUAAAUAUCAUUUCAAAACGAACUUAGUAAAAAAGAAAAAAAAAAAAAUGCUUCGUAGAAAGCAGAGGUUUAAAGAGUUUCUUACCGAGCUAGAGCUGGAGCUCCCAGAGCGGUGGAGCAUACCAGUUAGACCACCACCUUCAUGAGGCUUCUGAUGUUGUACAUGGCCUCCACCCAUACCAACACCUGUGUCGUGGCUUCCACCGUGGUGACCGGUUCCAAUACCUGUGCCACCGAUCCCUGUGUCGUAGCUGCCACCGUGGUGGCCGGUUCCAAUGCCGGUACCAGUCCCAGUGUCGUAGGUUCUGGUGCCUGUGCCAACUCCCGUAUCGUAGGUUCUAGUACCCGUGCCAACCCCCGUGUCGUAGGUUCCAGUUCCGGUUCCGGUUCCGACACCAUCAUAACCAGGAACACCAGUAUCCGAACCACCAUACUUGCCCGUUCCUAUAUCAUAUGCACCCAUGGUUCCUGCAGAGUACUGAUUCUGAACCGGGUUACCGUAUUCGUCGGUUUGACGAACCGGGUUUCCAUACUCAUCCCUCAAUUUCUCCAUUAAAAACUUUUCUUUCUUUUCUUUUUGUUUGUAAGCUUGGUUUUUCAAUUACUUAAGUGAUAUGCUCUUGAGUGUUUGAUAAAGAAAAGAGUCUGCUGAAGACAUUUUAUACAUAAAUUUCGAGGGAGGGAAACUCGGAUAUGUUAGAAGAAAGAUCGACUCACGUAGUCACGUGCAUGACAUGCCGUAUCAUUACACAUGCUUUGGAGUUUGGAUCAUCUUAGAUGCUUACACGUAGGGGGUUAAGGUGUUUCUGGCUGCAUGAUGAGGUGACACGCAUGAUAAGCCUUUGACUCGAAGGAUGAUCAUCUCUUUUCUACUUCAAAGUCGACUGUGUCCUGUUACCGACAUCCCAGUGAUGGCAGUGGGUCGGGCCUGCCCGAUGCCUGACCCCGUAUGAAAAAAUCUUGGCCCAGAACGACUACUAAAAGAGCACGGCCUGGCACGGGCACAAAGUCGUGGGCCGUGGACCAUAAUUUUUUAGAAAAAGUAUGACAAGGUCUGACUCAAUCCUGCACGACAAAGCACCCUAAAUUUAGUUAAUUUGCCUUAGGCACGACGGUCUGGCACAAAAGCACGUGGUCCUGGGGCUUGUUUUGAACUUUUCAGUUCGGCCCGACAUGAUUCAACGUGGACCCGUCUCGAUUAGGCCCACGACUUGCUCGGCCCGAAACCUGACCCGGCCCACAUCUUUACACCAGUGGCGGAGCCAGGAAAUUUUUUUUGGGGUGUCGGCAGUGACGUUCCCAGGAUUUUUAGAGUAUUAUGUCGAGUGAUCCUCCACAACACACAAUAUAUUACUAAAUAAAAUGUAUUGUCCUUAAACUAAUCAAUAUUCAUAUUACAAUCGUACAAAACUAUUACAAUUAUUCUCUACGAUUUUCAUAUGUGAUGAAAACUGAAAAGAAUAAAUUAAUUUAAGAUAGCGGGUAUUUAAAUUUAAAACUAUAAGAGACCAGUUGUUUCUAAAGGACUCUCUUAAGAUAAUCCCGAUAUAGUUAUUCAAACUUCUAAGAGAACGGUUGUUUCUAAAGACUGUUCUUUUCGGAUUAUCUCUAUAGUAUACUGAUCUCUUACGUAUGCAGCGGGUGUUUUUAAGUAUAACCUAAGAGAUCGGUUCUCUAUAAUACCCGGUCUCUUAGAUCUCAGCUAUAAGUUUUUUUUUUCCAGUUUUUUUUGGGGGUCACCUACCUAGCUCCGCCACUGCUUUACACCCACGUAUCAAUAAAAUAAUCGUUGAAUAAUUACCUAAUGCUUUGUUGCUGUCCCGAACACUACUACGUGUACUUAAGCUGGCUUGGGCCGCGCUCACUCUGCAUUAUGUCGGGCCUGAUCAAAGUUUCAAAACAAGGGUUAAGCCCAUUGGCUGUAGUUUCUAGGUCUGAUUUUAUUAAAUUUAGUGUGUUUUGUCGUGCCUUAUCUUUUUCCGCCUUUUCCAUAUGCUACGGAAGAAAGAAUCAAACUCAAAGAGACUAUAAACGCUAGGUUAUUGGCAAUUCUAGGAGCACAAAGUCAAGAUAAGCCGGAUGAGGGAGCUAACUUUUUUAAGCAGUUGGCAGCUGACAAGCUAAGUUUUAUAAGUAGUUAGCUGGGUGCGUUUUAUUCAAUUGAUUUUCAUUUACUUUUUCUGAACUUAUCUUAUCUGAACUUAGCUGAACUUAUUUGAACUUAUUAAAAUUUAUCAAAACUUAUUUUAGUUAUAAGUUGUACUUGGUCAACCCAUAUUUUUCCUGAACUUAUCUUAUCUGAACUUAUUUGAACUUAACUUAACUUAUUUUUUCUGAAAUAAGUGAAAAUAAGAUAAACAUAAUAAGACCUUAGUUCAGUACAAUUUAGUCAAAUAAAGCUUAGAAGAACAAAAUCAUAAUCUUAGAAAGCUUCGGUAGUAGGAGUAGAUCUCUCACCGUUUUUGUAAUUUAAAGGUCAAGUGUUCAAAUCCUAUUACCUCCUGUUUUUAGGGGUGAGCUUCCCAUCUUCCAUAAGAUUGUCUUCAUAGCUAGGGCCUAGGGGAGAGUAUGCCACUAUGAUCCUGGUCACCAGUCUAGUAGGGUCUUCGGCACCUUACCGAAAAUAAUUAAUUACUGAGCGUAACUUAAUUACUUGACUCAUGAAGCAUUCUUUUCAUGAAUCCUUCUAUUGUGUUAAUUAGUAAUAUACUCUCCAUUAUAAUUGGUCGUAACACUUUUAGAGUUUUAGUACUCCGUAGAAACUUUUGGAAUGAGUUGGUAACUUCGUGUUACAAUUGAUGAGUAGUAAUAUCUUACAUGAAUAAAUACACAAGUGAUAUGUUAAUGUAAAUACGGAGUAUUCCAUUAAUUGGUAAAAUAAUAUGGGAAAUACAGUACUAAAUUCAGGAAAAAAAGAGCGGAGUUCUCACUUACUACCGACUUACCCUAUUUUUAAUUUCUUCGAAAGAGGUAAGUUUAGAUAAGGAAUACUAAGUUGAAUAGGUUUAAGUAUAAGAGGUUGGCUACAUCGCAGUUCAUCAGCGGCUUAGUUGAAAAGUCAAACAAAGUACUAAGUAUCGGAAAUAAAUGACAGUAUUCAAUACAACAUUGACAGUAUUCAAUACAACAAUGACAACAUUUAUACAAACAAUGACAGAGUAUAUGUAACACGUUUAUCCAGUUAUUUAAGUGCCCCUUUACUAUUUUUGUUUCAUUUCGUUUUCUUCUUUUUGGAUGAUUAAUGAUAGAGAGUAUAUGUAACACGUUUAUCCAGUCAUUUAAGUGGUCUCUUUACUCUUUUUGUUUCAUUCCGUUUUCUUCUUUUUGGAUGAUUAUGACAAAUUUUAAUACAACAAUGACAGUAUAUACACAAUAAUGACAAUAUUUAUCUAACCUUUCAUAGUAUAUAGCAAGUUCGCAAUAUUUUUACCAUUUACUUAAAGGGUGGGCCAUCAUUGCAAUUUAUUUUCUUUUUUUUUUUUUUUGGUAACUGCGAUGUAUCCUCCCUCCUAAUAGCCAAAAAAUAAAAUAAAGUUCACACAAAAUGUAAUUGAAACGGUCAUGAAGCGGAAACUCAUAAAAUUCGAACUACUAAUAAAAAAAGAGGAUUUAUAAUCAUGAUGAGAAAUUCAUUAGAUUAGUUGAUUUUCAUUAUAUUAGUGGAUUUUCGUGGCUUUUUUUUUGGCUAUAUUCCAUCAAAUUAAUUACUUAAUUAGUAGAUUUUCAUAGUAUUUACAUUAGAUUAGUCGAUUUUCAUAGUAUUCACAUUAUUAGUGGAUUUUUAGCUUUUUGGCUACAUUUCAUUAGUUAGAUUAGUGGAUUUUCAUAGCUUUUUGGCUAUAUUUCAUUAGUUAGAUAAGUGGGUUUUCAUAGUAUUGACAUUAGAUUGGUGGAUUUUCAUAGUAUAUUAGAUUAGGGGAUUUUCAUAGUACAUUAGAUUAGGGGAUUUUCACAGUAUUUACAUUAGAUUAGUGGAUUUUCAUAGCUUUUUUUUUUACUAUUUCAUGAGAUUAGUGGGUUUUCGUAGUAUUUACAUUAUAUUAGAUUAUUAUUAGUGGAUUUUCAUAGUACUUUUUUUACAAUCAAUUAAAAAAAAGGAGAAUUUAUUAUCUAUGAUAUAAAGAAAAUUUACAAUGCAAAGAAGAAAACUGGUUUUACAAAGGACCAAACUAUUCAUAGCCUUGCAACAAAAACCAAAAGGCCACACCCACUCACACAAUUCCUACGAAGUUUUUUUUAGACAGAUAUGUAAUCACGGUCGUACCGACCCUCGAACACAUGACCUUGGGGUUAUAAUUUGUAAGCAUUUCCACUAGACAAUGGAGAGUUGGUAUUCCUACAAAGUUCGAAGUAUUACUCAUUAUUAUUCAGAAAAUAAAAACAGAAAGGAAAUCUAUCUACUACAGAAUACUGAUGUCAAACAGUUUAUAGUUUCAGUUGUACGGUGCUUUUGCCUCUUCAUCCUCUACGUUGCCCUCUAGUAUCAUAUCCACCGUGAGUUCCUUUACCCUCUCCACCGACUCCACGGGCUGCCCACUGGUCCAUUUCCCCUGUAUCAUUCCCAAUGUCACCUCCAACACCAACACUUUCAAUAAUCACAGUAUCAGUUCUCACCUCUCGUUGUCCUCCUCCGAUUCCGCCACCCAUCCCUGUAUCGUAUCCUUCGCCAACACCUCCGAGGCCCGCCCUUCCGGUAUCCCCUCCACCGUGUUCCGUGCGGUGUAGCUGCUGCUUCUGCUCCCCACCGCCGCUACCGGUGGAGUGGGGGACAUGAACUCCAGCAUGGUACCCUGUUGUUGUACCAGUUUGUCCCAUGCUUCCUGCUGUCCCGUAAGUGUACCCUUGCCCAGUGCCUACACCCGCGUCUGUGCGGUGCUGCCCGCCGCCGGUGGUGGUUCCGUGUUGUUUCCCAGCACCCUCAUCACCAGCAACGCGGUGGAGUUGUUGUUGUUGACCACCGGUAUCAAGUCCAUAAGCUGUUGGGUCAUACCCGGGUGCCCCUUUGUUAGUCAUGGAUGCUCCAGUUGACCCAGGUGCUCCUAAUGGAUCACGGGCUCCGGAUGCACCCGUGGAUCCUGGAGCUCCUAACCCCCCACCACCACCACUACCCUUUUCAUGGGUUCCUGUUUGUCGAUCAGUUUGACGGUUUGACAUGUUUUUCUUCAAAGUAGAAUUAUAUGAAAUGUUUCUUUUCUUGUUUUGGGAUAUGUUUUGAGAAUAAAUAGAUGAUUUAAUAAAGUAUUUAUAAGUGUAAUGUGUAGAUGAUAUGGUUUGGUUACGUAUAUGUUAUUUUCGACACGUAACGGUAAGGUUGUAGCGUGGCUUAUUGUUGGCGGAGCUCACUUGACACUAAGCACACACUAUGCAACUUGUUUAUGAAAUAGAAUUACACCCGUGCAGUGUAUCGGAUAAGAUCAAAGAAUAUGAAUGGCAAUAAUUUUUGAAGGACUUUUUUUUAAUGUUUACUGAUGGUCUGUUUCAAUAUUUACUGAUUGUCUGAUUUCUGCUACUGUAACUCUGUAGGGAGAUUAUACAGAAUUCCUAUAAAAAUAGAGAUUGUACAGAAAAGGGAGGAAAAAAAAGAAAAAAAAAAGGGGAAGUUAGUCGGAAGAAAUAAGUUAGUCUAAGGCCCUAUUUGGUUCAUUAUUAGUAAAGGAAAGGAAGAGAAAUAAAAAAGAAUUAAUAAUUAAUAAUUAAUGUAAUUAAUAAUCAGUAAUUAAUAAUUAGUAAUUAGUAAUUAGUCAUUAGUAAUUAAUAAUUAAUAAUUAAUAGCUAAUAGUUAAUAAUUAAUAAUCAUAAUUAUGAUUAUUAUAAUAUUAUUAUUAUUAAGUUGAACUGAACUGAACUGAACUGAACUGAAUGCUCCUAAACUGAACUGAACUGAAUGCUUGAACUGAACUGCGAAAUAAAUCAUAAAACUAAAAUUAAGCCAAAAAAACAGGGCCUAACCUAUUUACACCCCUACUCCCUACAAAAAAUCAUUUAAAAAUUCAUAUCCCGUAUUCACCCCUCCCCAUCCCUUACGCAUUUCCCACUAACUAUGUUAAAAAAAAAUACCCCACUAUCAACUAACACCCAUUAAAUUAAUAAGUCAAUUCAACUGUCUUAAACUCCGCAUCGGUCAAACCGGUGUGAGUAUUAAGGGACGUAGGGAGUACCAUCUAAUUAAAUAAUAAGUCAACUACAAUGCAUUAAACUCUGUGCCGGUCAAACCGUUUCAAGUAUUUCGAGACGGAAGGAGUAAUAAGGUGGGAUCUUGUUGAUUCGUCUUGAUGUAUAUUUUUAGAAUAUCAACUUUUUAUUUUUACUUAUUAUUAAUGUUAUGUAUUGACAAUCGUAAAAGCCAAUGUUGCAAGAAAAAAGAAAUGGAGGAAGUUCUAUUACACUAUAACAAAAAAAAAUUGGUUUAAUAUGUUUCCGGUUGUAUAAGUAGGUUAAAUCCAUAACUCAUUAGCUUGUAACAUAAUCCAUGUACUUGAUGCAUGCAAUAAUUUAUUUUUUGUGGGUAAGGAAGAAAAUCGCCGCUUACUAAACUGCUUUCCUAGCACUAAAAGCUAAGGAGGGAGCCCUAGUAAUCACGCGACAGGGAACCUUAUAACAACAUAAACAAUUAAGACUUUUAGCUAAACAAAAGAUAUUUUUUUGAGAAUAGCAAUAGCAUUGAUAGCACCCAAACAGUCAAGUUGGAUCUUUGUUCUCUUAUCUAUCUGCAUUCUAUUUUCCACGCCUCUCCAUAUUGCCAUCAUUUUGUUGAAAUAACCCUAAUAGUUUCACUCCCUUCCUCUCUCUGACCCGAAGGAGUGUGGCUUGCCCAUCCAAUACCUGCAUGUACAUGUUUGUGCCGACCUUUAUUUUUUUCCAGGUUCCAUCAGCUGUAAUAAUCGUUGGUUGCUCUGUCUCGGAGGAGUCAAUACUCUAGAAAGUGAUGUCUGGGACUUGACUAUGAAUCUGGUUGAAUCUACAAAUAUGCUCCUCGAUAAUAGAACGGAUCUUAACGGAGUUAAACUUGCUUUCCCGAAAGACAAUCUGAUUUCAAUGAAUCCAAAUACCCAGAAAUUUAGCACCAUCUUCUCUCGAUCUGUCUCUUUUCCGUAGAAGGUUAGAAACAUCUAACCCAAAUUACAAUAUUCGAACAUAGACAAUCAGUUCGAAUGACAAAAUCUGAGAAAGUCCAACUUCAUUAUUUUCCCGGUGCAAAUAUUUUAAAGUUCUUUACAUCGGAUCAAUGUUCCAACAUUUAAUAAGGGGGUGAAUUAUAUUUUAUUUGGAUAUCAAAGUCCUAAAAGUUGACUUAAAUACGGAGUAAUACACUCAUACAGACACACAACAACAUCAAUAUUGGUGAGAAAAUAAUUUCCCCAAUUGAGAAAAAAAAAGGAAAAAAAAACCUUCCCACCAAUGAUAGAGGUUUCCAUAAUUGUCACGUGCGGACUAUAACCAAGCAUUAUGUACGCUGCCCGCUAACGUCACAGUCUCAUCCUAUCACAAUUCAAGACUACCCGAUUGUUGCUAGGUUAAGUGUCCUACGAAAAUGGCUAAGUAAGGAAAUUAAAAGCAAGAGUAUUUAGAAAAGUUUUUAGAUUGCUUUAGAAUGAUUACAAUGUGUUGGUUGAUGAAUGGGGCAGUCUAUUUAUAGGCACCCAAGUUCCUAAGGCCUGAAAUUCAACUCUCUAGAAUAUUAUAUACUAUUCUUUACAAAGAAAUCCCUACGCUCCAAGGGAACCCUCUAAAUACAUGGAGGUAUCUAGAAGUUUGUACAACAAGGUUCUAGAAUCAUCCAAGCUAGAACCUUCGAGAACAACCAAGCUAGAAUGCUCAAGACCCAUCUGCAUCACUCUAGAACCUUCCGAUUCACACUAGACUGACCUGCUGGAAAACCAGGCCUUCGGGGUCUCAAACCCAAAAUAUGGCCCCACCAUCAUCUUCUUUGGCCCAAAAUACGUGGGACUCCCAAGUUUCAGUCAAUUUAGAUAUCGUUUGGUCUCCCGAACGGCCCAUUAUUACGUUAAUGUCAUGUGGGUGUUCACUAAGAAUUUUCUCCUAUUCAAAAUAAACAUCUUGAGGGGGUGGGUGCUCCACUUGCCGCCAACGCCCAGGCACACCUCUGCUGCCCACGAUGUUGCCUAGCGCCUAGUGCCAGCGCCCACGUCCGUGCACCUGAUGCACUUCGUUGCCACAUCGACCCACACGUUACCAAACGACCUUGCCGCCACCCUUGGCGGUGCACUGCGUUGCCUUGCGAUAAGGCCUUGCAUGCUGCUACAUGAUGCGAUGGUGUGGGAGUUCAUCCGUGACAUAAUGGUAUCAAGUAUCAACUAUGAUAAAUUGUUUAACUCAUCUAUUACUAUAUAAUAAAAGAGACACCAGGAAUGACACGUGUCACUUCCUGGUGAACAAAUUUCCCGCCAAAAACUCUUUCCUAAAAAGACAUAUAUUACUUUUUCCUCUUUUUAUUUUCUCUCCUUUAGUAUAAAUGUUAGUUUAUAUAUGGAAAAAAAUAUGGGAUUAUGGAUUAUGCCAUUAUUAAAAUUUUGGUAAUAUUUUAGUCAAACUUUCAUAUCAAUAAUAGAAAAUAUUCUUACUCAAUAUUUUGGCCAGAUCAUUAUAUUAAAUAUAUCAAAUAUUUUAGUCAGAUCAUUAUAUUAAAUAUAUAAAAUAUAUAAUACGUAGUAAGUUAAAAUAUGAUAAAUGAGUACAUUCGAGAUUAUUAAUUAAUUACGCAAUAGAUUUAAGGGAUAAAUAAUUCAAUUAAAAUUUGUAUAAAAAAGAUAGUCAAUAAUAAUUAUCAAAUACCCGUGCGUCCACGGGACCUAUUCUAGUCUAUAUCUAUACUAAUAUAUUAAAAGGCGUUUUGAAGAACGUAUACGUGUCACGUAAACCUCUCCUUAUUACGCCACGUCACCACUAAUUAGCAUCAUGACACGUCAUUACAACCAAAAAAACAUCUAACAAGGAUCGAACGCCAAACCUAUUUGUUAAAAGUUACACUUUUUACUAUCUUAACCAACUACAACUUAUGUAAUAUCUUUCCAUAUAAGCCUAUAUAUUCUUUCUACAAUAAACAAAUACAUUGAAUAAAAUUGAACGUAAAAAAUAAAUGAUUAUUUAAUUCAUAAAUGUACAAUUAUUACUUUGAAGAAAAGGAUCCUUUAUUUAGAUUUUUGGAUGUGGGAUUUAAUCGGGGAGGUUGUUGAUCGGCCACUAAUCUUAUGUCACCACCGUAUUUUGAUGAUGACAUCAUCUCUACGUACACAUAUUUUUUAAAAAAAACCCCGAAUAAAAGUCAAAACUCAGGACAACUCCUGGGUUACAUAAUAGUUAUAUCUACCAAAUUAUGUCGCCUCGACGACCAUCUUGUAUUCUUGAGUGAGGUUUAAUUUCUCACUGCGUAUGCUACAAACCUCUUAUUACUAUGGCUUACAAUGCAUUUUAUGGAGUAUAUAUUUCCGGACAACCUAGACUUUUCAUGUAUUUGUCAACCAGACAACACUAUAACCUUCCACUUCCUAGAAAAUCAUAUUUUCCAUGAAUUUUCAUUUCAACCAAACAUCACCUCGGAUAACUACGACUCCGAUAUUAUUUCUGCCAGAGAAGUACAAAUUUUGAGGUUACUACUCCGAUUUUGUCAUCAUCUUGCAUAUAAUCAGUUCAGAGUUUCAGGUGCAAACGAAUGAAGCAAACGAGUAAUGGAAUGUGUGUCUUUGCUUGCUAUUCCAUAUAGACAUUAGUAAUACAUACGAGUAGUAAGUAGUACAUUGAAAAACCUACAAGCACCUAAUUCAAAACAUAACAGACGACCGUAAACAUACAUAUGGACAUCACCAAAAACUUAUCAUGGACAUCAGCAAUAUCAACACAAGUUGGGGGAGUAGGUGGAGUUGAUUGAGUAGGUCGAGCCCCAUCAACUGCCAAAUGCUUGGGAGUGGCUCAAGUAAACACCUGUUGUACUUGGACUGGCUAACCUGUGACAAGUUUUGGUUUAGUAGGGUCCUUCUUACCUAUACAUUUGUAUAUAUUUAUGAUCAACACUAGGUUGACCUACGGCGAAAGUCAAAGUGACCACCAGUAGGGUCUGGCCUGUGGUCAGCCGCUCCUUCAUCUCUAAUACCGCGACGAUGAAGUUGACCUUGAGCUUGACCUUGACCUUGUCCCUGCCCAACGGGCUCCGAUGCAGGGAUCCUGGUUGCUUGCCCUUGGUACACAGCAUAAUAAGCACCCCCAGUAUCAUUCCCAGUAUGUUCAGUGCUAGUACCAUUAUCAGUGGUGGAGGAAUUAUCGACCUCUACAGACCCAAGUCCCGCCCCGGUGGUCCCACUAUAUGGAUCCACGGUUGCAGCACCAUGGUCACCUCCUCGACCUCCUCCUCUUUGAGCAUCUGCCAUAAAAACAAAGGCCCUCAAGUUCCUGAGUUGGAAAAUGCUAAGCUAGGAAGUUCCAUAGCUGGAACAAGCUAAAUGAGUUAAGUGUUCAACACAAGACCAAGAUGUUCGAAGCAGCUAAGAAGACUGUCAUUUAAAGAUAUUCCAGACUGAGUUCCUGAUCAGAGUUCCUUCUAUCCUAUGAGAAACUUCGAAAUUCCAGAGUUAGAACUCGGGUUGAAGCUUUAAAAGAUGUUGACAUGAAGACUAAAUCACAUGAGUUUGCUUGUAGGUUUUGUGUAAGUGUUAUUUAUUGUUUAAUGGUAAUACGGAAGAAAAGAGUCUUAGUAUGUUUUUGUGGAAAAAUAUUGGUAAAAUGGGAUUUUAUGUGAAAAUUAAAUGUUAAUAAAUAAAACCAUUCUUGUAAAAUAAAUUCUUGGAUUCUGUUUUUCAAAACCUUGUUUUCCAAGUAAAAUGUUUUCCAUGUUGACAGGAUAGUGGAACAACCCUAAUGAGACUCCUCUAUAAAAGGUUGGACGUUUCAAUUUCCUAAAGAGCAAAACCGUUUUCAAAGAGUCAGUUUUCCAAAAUAGUGUUCAUAAGGUUCCUUAUUGUCAUUAAGCGUUAUUAAACACUAGAGUUUAUGUACAUUGAGUUGUAAUUUGGGUUCAAAGGGUUGAGUAAACGGAGUAAGACCUAGAGUUAAGUCUAUGCAGUGAGAGAGAAAGAGAAGCAUAAUGAUUAAAGGGAAUCAUUGUGAGGAACUCGAGUUCGAGAGGAACUUGAGUUACAGAAUAGGUUGUAAUAUAGUUAUUGCUCUAUAUCAAAGAGGUGAGGUUUUUCCUUUUUGAUUGUCCUCGGAUUAAUUCUCUUGUGCUUAUUACGUUUGUUAAUACUUGGUUGUUUAAAUUCCGUAAAAAACUUUACUUAAAGUAAUCAACAUGCGAAGCAAUUAAUUAAUGGCUGCAUAGCUAUGCAUCUAUCUCUAGAUGCAUAUGAGCCAAGACACACUACAUUAUACAUACCCAUUUUUCUCUCUCCUCUAACCUUUUCCCAUUUUCUCUCUCAUCAAACCCCAUUUUAUUUUUCUCUCACCAUUUUCUCUUUCAUCAAAACCUCCACAUUCUCUCUCAUCAAACUACAUAUUUAUCUCUCUUUACACCUCCAAUUUGACUCCGAUGGAUUCCACAGUGACGGUUACUCAUGCGAUUCCGGCGAAUUUCUAGUCGGAUUCGUCGAAUCUAUGGUCAGCUCUAUCGAAUUUUUGGUCGGAUAUGUCAAAUUUUGGUCAGAUCUGUCAAUUUUCUGGUCGAAUAUGUCGAAUUUCUGAUCGAUUUCGGCGAAUUUUUGAUCAGAUCCGUCGCAUAUCUCUCUCCUCUCUUUACGCCAAUCCAUAUUUGUGUGAAAUUCGAAGGAAAAGGUUAAUAUGAAUGCGCCAACAAAAGAAAAAAAAGAAACCGAUUCAGAAAUGAAAGAUGUGGUAUUAAGAGAGGCUGCAAAAAUUGAACGCAAAAACAACAAGAAAAGAAUCUGCAAAUAAGGAAGCAGAUUGAAAGAGAAAAACGACCGGUCUAACGAAAAAGUGGAAGCCGAAAGGAAAGAAGCAGAAAAUUUAGAACUAAAAUAGAAGAAGCAUAUAAAAAAAUAGAUGAAACAUAUAAAAAAAUAGAUGAUAUGUUCAUUUUUUGAACAUGAAUGUUCAUUAAGUUAUUUUAAAUAUCCA